Fomitopsis serialis is the source of this 596-nucleotide messenger RNA. RefSeq lists its product as uncharacterized. The annotation marks the transcript as partial. NCBI's taxonomy places the organism in Eukaryota, Fungi, Basidiomycota, Agaricomycetes, Polyporales, Fomitopsidaceae. The transcript has 2 exons. The record is from RefSeq and is a predicted model, not a curated record.
CGUGCACUACCAGCCGAGCUACUGUGCGUGCCCCGCCCUGCCCGUCGUGCCCCGCUGACGCCGCGCCGCAGAUCAGUUCCACGUGCACAUCGUGCACGUCGAGUACCAGGGCCUGCUCGGGAUGACCGUCGGCCAGGCGCACCUCCUCGACGACGUCAUCUCCCUGCUCGAGCUCAGCCCCGAGGACGUGCCCUCCGUCUUCGCGCGCAUGACGCUCACGUACGGCCUCGGCGACCAGCACGCGCUCUACACGCCGCUGCGCGCGGCCCAGCCCGAGGUCGACGGGCCCGCGGACGACUGACGCAGCGAUGAGGUGAACCAUGAUUCGCGUUCGGAACGAACCUGAAGCUAUCGCUUCGCGCGGGACCGUCGUCCCGCGCCGCUCCCGCUGCGGGAGCCCAGCCCGAUUUGGGCUCGGUGAGCGAGUCGAAACGACUCGCAGGUGCGUAAUACACCUGGGGCGAAGUGUGUACGGCCCCUUCGGAAGUGAUUCCGGAUCAGCAGGGACACAUCCUGCUACACUCUCAAUGCGAGAGUCGAGUCAGCUAGGCUUGAUAUGCAGACGCGAGUCCAGCUCGUGGCCUGUAUGCGGUGUG